CAUGCUUUUAUCCCUCCUCCAAACACGCACACGUUCAUCACCAAGGAACAAAGAACACCACACAAGAAACAGCAGCAUGCUGGUAUCGGAUUUAUGCGCCCGACUGGCUCCGCCCUGUUUGACGACUCUAAUUUUCCAUCUUCUCGUCAUCUGCAUCUAUCAGCUGGCGAGUAGUUUAAUGGUAGACCUAGUAGGCCGUACCUUGAAGGAACAAACAGAAGCAAGAAAAAAAAAAGAGAACAUCCAUCCACGUAACCCACGCAUUCAUUGGCACUUUUUUUAACUCAGAUAUCACUCCAUACCACCGCAUUCCACAAAAAAAUAACAAGUCGCACGCCCAGAGCAAAAGGCCUCACACUCCAUACAUAUCAUUAGCACUAGACCUUGUUUAAUAAGCCACAGCCCCAAUCCGGGGCCUUGCGACAACCACACACCCCCCUAGCCGGCAAGACUUCGUCGUCCGCCCACACCAGGCCGGCUCCCGACUGGGUUGUGGUGCUGGUUGUUAAUCAUAGCAAAGGCGGCUCCAGUCUUAAUACGACGGCUCUCCAUAUGCUAUUACAACACUGGCGAUAUAACCUAUCUACCCUGUCCUGCACUCUGCUCCCCGCCCAAACCAGACCAAACUUUCAAGCCCAUAUCCAUUGACCAUUCCCAUCUCAUCUCCAAUUCUGUGACCGGUUCCCGCAAUCCCUCCUUGAACCGCGUUUCUUUUAUUCUGCUUAUCAUACCGGCGGCAUUGUUCUGAUCGCCGGGUAAUCGACACUGCUCUUCUUCUCAUUCUCUCCUGCGACCACAAUCGACCACUUCUCUGAAACCUUGUAAACAGUUUUUCGAAAAAAAAAAGACGCGUCUCGAAUACAGCCGCGGAACGAAGCCUCGCUUCCGGUCAUAUUUGCAGAACCCGCAUCGUGCUUCCGCAAUCUUUGUCGCCGUCUGCUCUCACUCGCGAGCCAAGUCUAGCCUGGGCGUGGACUUCUGAAGCAGCCGCAUACGCGCUCGACUGGGGAGAGCUACGCUGUUUUAGGGACCGGAACUUGGUGGCCAAGACCAACGACGUCGUGCGAUUCCCUUCUCGAACUCGAUUCGGAACGACGACAGACUUGAAAAGGCUAGGUUCUGGCUCAGGAAUUAGCUUGUCGCCGGCGCGCGAGAAAUUUUUACUGAGAGCGCAGGAAGCGCGGAGUCCAAAAGAACUUGCCAGAAGUUGCGGCGCAUCCAACUUCAUCCCGGCGCUUGAACACGAACUUGCAAUCACGUCUUGUCGUUGACCAGAAAAAAAAGUGAGACCCCACCUCCGAGAUCGCCACCACCCGGAUUUUCAGGCAGUCCAACACCUUCUCGACGUUACCCGCGAUAUAUUGAGCACGUGGUAAACCUGCCGCAAUCUCGGCCCAGUCACACCACACGCGCAUAAUCAUCUAGCGAGUACCUGAUAGAUCCGGAGCUCUACUCAGGGUAAAGUCGAACAUUCGACUUGAACUGCAACAUAACAACUACCUGGAAGCCCUCACGAUAUUCUGCUGGGUCGACUGGCAAAAUACAUCAUACUUGCCUGCAGAGAGACAACUAGCACUGCGCAGGUAGUAUCCUUGACUGUUGGAGACGUGCUGCGUGCGCUUUGCCUUGGGCCACCAAAUCCAAAGCACGACGAACUAGUAGAAGGAGGGCAGCAUCACGGAGAUAACACUGGACGAUACUUGUCCGCAGCCUCUUGUACUUGUAAUUGUACUCUUUGGCAUUAUUAUCAGAUUAUCAAUCUUGCUGAUUCUCGCUUCGACAUAAACCCCGCGAAGAUCUACAACUCAGGCACAUAAGUUGUUGGGCGACCCAGAAACUUGAAAGGCUUUAAGCGACUUAACCUACAUUUUGGGACCAUAUUGCAAUAGCUACGUUGUCUGUUUGUACUUGUACAACCAUUUUUAAUCAACAAGCAAGAAAGCCGAGACUGUCAGAAACGAUACUGUCUCGACCACACUUCCGCAACUGCUACAGGGCAGUAUCCAUAAGCGCCUAGACAUACACGAUUAUUACGCCCAACGGUGGACUGGGAUGCGAUAAUAUACGUCAGAGUUGCUCGGGCUUUCUUUCUCGGGAAAGAGGAUACAAAGCAAACAUAAACAAGCUGUACCGCGACUAUUCCAUCCUCCACACUGGCUCUUAUGUCGCUUCCGAGCAUUGGGUCCGUAGGAUCGGACAGGAUGGCAGCAUACAUGCACGGGCAACAAGUUUAUACAGGCCAGUUUGGCGACCCAAACUUGACACCACCGCAGUCGGAAACACAGAUGUCAGCCCAAGCAUCUGCACAAGCGGUGGGACAAGAACCGGAGUCCGACUAUAAACUCGUAAUACGCCAGGAGCCUCAAAGAGCUCGGGUUGCACAAGGGAAGGAGAAGGACCGAAAGCCGAUCGACCCCCCGCCCAUUGUCCAGCUAAUUAGGACAACUCGGAGCGACCCUGCUCAGAUAUAUCUCCAAAGCCCUUAUUAUUUUAUGGCCUGCACGUUAAUCAAAGGGAGCGAUGACGACCCCGAUCCAAACCCGAAUUCGAUGCUGGGCACAUUAGUUUCCUCGCUUCACAAGCUCCGAGACCUCAACAAUGAAGACGGCGGGUUCUUCAUCUUUGGCGACCUCUCGAUCAAAAUCGAGGGGGUGUUUCGUUUACAGUUUACUCUGUUCCAGAUGAAGGAUUCGACGUGCGUUUUUCUGGACUCUGCUACGUCACAGCCCUUUACAGUCUAUCCCCAAAAGAACUUUGAGGGAAUGGCCGAGUCGACCUUCCUCACGAGGUCCUUUAGCGACCAAGGCGUAAGGCUACGGGUUAGGAAAGACUCGAGAGCAAUGACCACGCGCAAGAGGAAUCAUCAACACGCCGAGGUUGCCAAGAAGCACUCGGAGUGGGACAGGAAGCAGACAUCGGCUGUAUCCCGGCACAGCAGCAUCAAUGAAAACGAUAGCACACCGACGGAUGCGCGCGGACCGGGGUCUUUUGCUGCCACCGGUAGCAGCGGGUAUUACGAUCAGCACCGCUCACACUACGGCGAGACGUACGGUCACGACAAUUACUACGGCGCGGGGCGGUCAGUCAAGCGCGCGAGGCACGAGGUCAGCCCGGGGCAGUAUGCGCUACCUGAUCUUCCCCAACAAACAUACGCCACGAGGCAACCCACCUUUUCGGACUCGGUCGCGUCCAUGACUAUGCCGCCCGUGACUACGGCGGCACCAUCACUGGCGGGCAUUAACCCAAUGAGUAGUCACCAUGGGUACACGGGAUCCGCGCAUCCUGGUUUUGCGCCUCAUCGUAUCAACACCCAGGUCGGUGGGUCGCAUCUGGCUCCCCAACCUCACUCGGCCAUUGCCUCGGUAACCCAGGGGUACCAAUCUCCCAGCACGCACCAUCAGCCCCAUCCACAUACGGCACACCCAGUCAGCGGCCAGGCCUACCCAUCUCCUUCUCCUCGCCAGUCACCGGGCACCGCGCCGAACUAUCACUACGGCUCGCACCACUCUCAACAGACGCCCGUGUCGCUUGGACUCGAGACUUAUACGUCGGCGGGGGUUGUCGGGAUGCCAGGCCCGGGUCAGCUGGUGGGCACCUCGGCUCCGAGCCCACAUCUUGGACAGGGCUACAGGCAUGGUAUGGUGAACGAGCCUGGGGCUUGAGUGGGGGCUUGUUCAUCGGUAGAGAGCCCGGUUUCGAUUCUUGAACACCAAUUCGGGAUUAAAAACUUUAGUUUGGCAUGUCACUCUCUUGUCGAAAGGGAAUCACCUACUCGGCAGAGAUCUUGAAGCGCAUUUGUGGAUCUGUGGAGUUUUUUGGGGGGGAAGGAGGGUUGCUUUGUCUUUUUAUUUUGUCCUUCACUUCAUCAGCUCCCGUCGAAUGUAGAGGUUGGUGAUCCUGGUUGAAAUACCUUGGGUACUGCUCUCGUUUGACUCGAAGCUUUAUUUCUGGUAUACAUUUUAAGGCAUCUAGCACACAUAUGGGGAGGAGGUCAUGGGCUUGUCGUCAUUGAUGUUCUGCAAAAUACCCCCUUUUUUGUCACUUGGUGGGCAAUUCUUAGAAACGUUUCUUUUCUCACCUUUCUUUUCUCAUACAUAGUUUUUUUUUUUCACCCCCUUGUUUUAAAAAAAACUCCAACUCGACUAUUAAC
Molecule: messenger RNA, 4150 nt
Organism: Pyricularia grisea
Lineage: Eukaryota; Fungi; Ascomycota; Sordariomycetes; Magnaporthales; Pyriculariaceae
Exons: 6
Coding region: 2163-3662 (499 amino acids)
Source: RefSeq, a predicted model, not a curated record